GAUGGAAAAAGGGAAGGAAGGAGGGAGCAGAAAGGAGUAAGAGUGUGUGCAAGAGUGUGUGCAGUGUCGAGUGGCCGGCUCAGCUCGAACACAUCUCUUUAUCUGUCUCUGGGGUAGACAGUGUGUGUGUGCGAAUCAGAUUAGCCAGUAAAUUCUGCUGCUGCUGCUCAGAGUUAAACUCCGCCCCUCGCCAUGAAGGAAGAAGGAAUUGUGAGCCGUCGUCGUUUCUCUAUGUGUGGUGGAAUUGGAUCUGUUCGUCCUGAAAGACGGAAACUUAUCCGCAAUGCCUCGUUCGGGGGCUGCAACGAGAUUACGAACAGCCUCACAGGUUUUGAACGGAAGGAGGACAUCUUAACUCUGAAAGAGGAUUCAUCUCUGUCUAUAUCGAAAAGCAAGUCUGAGUCUAAGCUGUAUAACGGAUCAGAUAAAGAUGUCUCAGCUUCAGCUAACAAACUCACCAAGAAAGAGUCUCUUAAGGUCCAGAAAAAGAAUUAUAGGGAGGAGAAGAAGCGAGCAACUAAAGAGCUGCUGAGUACAAUCACUGAUCCCUCAGUCGUGGUCAUGGCCGACUGGCUCAAGAUCCGUGGCUCUCUGAAGAGCUGGACGAAGCUGUGGUGUGUAUUGAAGCCAGGUGUGUUACUGAUCUAUAAGAGUCAGAAAAGUGAUCAGUGGGUCGGGACGGUGCUACUGAGCGCGUGCGAACUAAUUGAAAGGCCGUCAAAGAAGAAUGGCUUCUGCUUUAAACUCUUCCACCCGCUGGAACAGUCCAUAUGGGCCAUCAAGGGCCCUAAAGGAGAGACCGUUGGUUCUAUCACUCAGCCUCUCCCCAGCAGUCACCUGAUAUUUCGAGCUGCUUCAGAGUCAGAUGGUCGCUGCUGGAUGGAUGCUCUUGAGUUGGCUCUUAAAUGUUCCAGUCUGCUAAAGAGGACAAUGAUCCGUGAGGGAAAAGAGGAAACAACUGAACACACACACAUCAGCUUCUACAGCCUGCUGAGAUCACACACUCUGCAUGAAUGUGACCAGUUUAAGGAUGAGCUGAACUCGGAUAAGUCAGAUAGAGAGAUAGAGCAGGACGAAUGGGAGAAGAGCGAUGAGAGCGACAGCGACACCAGCGAACGACAGGAAGACUCGUACGCAGACCUGGAGCAUGACACACUGAGGGAAACGCUUUACAUGGAGCAGAGCCAUGAGGAGCUGGGAGAGGCAGGUGAGGCCUCUCAGACAGAGACCGUGUCUGAGGAGAAUAAGUCUCUGAUCUGGACGCUGCUGAAGCAGGUCCGGCCCGGAAUGGAUCUGUCCAAAGUGGUCUUGCCCACCUUCAUCCUGGAGCCCAGAUCAUUCCUGGAUAAACUCUCUGACUACUACUACCAUGCUGACUUCCUGUCUGAAGCUGCAGUAGAGGAAAACGCCUACGAUCGCAUGAAGAAGGUGGUGAAGUGGUACAUCUCUGGAUUCUACAAGAAACCAAAAGGUCUGAAGAAACCAUACAACCCCAUUUUAGGAGAAACAUUUCGCUGCAUGUGGAUUCACCCAAACACCAACAGUAAAACAUUUUACAUUGCAGAGCAGGUACACACACACACACACACACACACACACACACACACACACACAGCAAUGCUUUUGAGGUGUGUUCUCUUUUUUCAGGUAUCUCAUCAUCCUCCAGUCUCUGCCUUCUAUGUCAGUAACAGGAAGGAUGGAUUCUGUCUGAGUGGCAGCAUCCUGGCCAAGUCCAAAUUCUAUGGGAAUUCUCUGUCGGCCAUUUUGGAUGGAGAAGCCAGACUGAGCUUCCUAAACCGAGGGGAAGAUUACGUCAUGAACAUGCCAUAUGCACACUGCAAAGGUAUCCUGUAUGGGACGAUGACGCUGGAGCUUGCGGGUCAGGUCACCAUCUCCUGUGAGAAAACAGGCUACAGUGCACAACUGGAGUUCAAACUGAAGCCGUUUCUGGGCAGUAGUGACAGUGUCAAUCAGAUCAAUGGGAAGAUUAAACUGGGGAAGGAAGUGCUGGCUACACUGGAGGGACACUGGGACAGUGAGAUCUUCAUGAACGAUAAGAAGUCAGGUGUGUGUGAAACGUUCUGGGACCCAACUCCGGACCUCCGUCAGAGUCGUCUGACCCGCUGCACUGUCUCUCCAGAGGAACAGGGGGACUUUGAGUCUGAGAGGCUGUGGCAGCAUGUGACUCGUGCUAUACUGAAUAAAGACCAGACUGAGGCGACCAAUGAGAAGUUUGUUUUAGAGGAAGCCCAGAGGAAGUCUGCUCGAGAGAGGAAGCUGAAGAAUGACCAGUGGAAGCCGGUGCUGUUUGAUCAGGAUCUCAGCAGUGGAGACUGGCACUACCGAUACGCUGACACUCGUCCGUGGGAUCCUCUGAAUGAUUUGGUGCAGUUUGAGAAAGAUGGCAGAGUUCAGACUAAAGUUCGUCACAGAACUCCUAUGGUACGUUCAGCCAGUGUAGUUAGUCUCAGUGCACAGGGCUGCCGGAGGGACAAUUACCUGAGCCAGGUAACGGGACCAAAGCGGAAACAUAAGCAGAAUGAUAAACCCAAAAAUCCAGAGAGUGGCUGUUCAUCUCCAGAACUAGAACAUCAUGACUCAUCAGGCAGACAGAAGAGUAAACCAGGCAGUCGUGGGAGAAAGAAGGUGUCGGAUCUGUGUGAGUUACAGAGUGCAGUGGAGUCCAUCAAACACACACAGGAUGACAUCUGCAGGAGUGUGAGUGCUCUGCGGACUCGGGUGGAGGAUCAGAGCUUCUUCCUCACACCGAGAGAUUACAUCAUCAUCCUCUUCCUCAUCGGUCUGCAGCUCUGUCUCAACCUGGUCCUGAAAUAGAGAGAUGGACAGAGAGAUUCUCUUCAUCCUCACACUGUCCCUCUCCAAUCUGUCCAUCAGCUCUACAUUCCAUUUCCUCUCUCGAUGUCAUGAACAGAGCCACAUUUCAGAGCAGAGUGCUGAUUGGCUGCUUCAGAGUCAGGUGAAGUGAAUGAGCUCCACCUUCCCUGAGCUCCGCCUUCCCUGAGCUCCGCCUUCCCUGGGCUCCGCCUUCUCUGAGCUCCACCUCUGCACACUUUUUAUUCUGUUUUUUAUUUUGUCUAUGUGUUCUGUGUCUAUUUUAUAUUUAUUUCUUUCCUUUGUUCACAUUGUGUGUGUUUUAAUGUUUUUAAAAGGUCAGCGUGUUGUUUUUACCCAUUGACCGAAACAGAAGAUGUAUUUUUUACAGUUAAGAUAAAUAAUGUGAUAAAUAUUGAACAUUUCAGUGAGGACUUUACAUUUCGUCCGGUUUAAAGUUUACCCUGAACAGCAGCUGUGUUAGCGUUUUAGCGUCAGGAUUAGCAGGAGUGUGUAGGGUUCAGUAUCAGCCCUGCUAUCCUGCUGUAGCAGAACUUCCUGUUGUAGCUCCGCCUCUUAUUUUUUAGGUUAGAUCUACACAUUUAAGGCCAAAUAGCCAAAUGACUGAAUCUGUGUGUGUGUGUGUGUGUGUGUGUGUGUCUGUGUGUGUGUGUGUGUGUGUGUGUGUCUGUGUGUGUGUCUGCUAGACACAUGAAUGUGUUCACAUCAGUUAACUCCAGUUAAUGUGCCUUGAAGGGCUGGGUUUCCUCAGAGGGUGUGGUUUCAGAAGGGGCAGUGUACAACUGUUUAUUUCCUUUUCCCUGUUCAUGUGUGUGUGUUUGUGUGUGUGUGUGUUCCUGCAGUUCAUAUCAAUGUUGAUCUGAAUGACUGAAGAUAACUUCCUGUAUGUUAAAUACCUGUAACACACCUCAAUAAAUAAUAACAAACCCUC
Messenger RNA from Hemibagrus wyckioides, 3784 nucleotides. It is a transcript of the gene osbpl8, whose product is annotated as oxysterol binding protein-like 8. The transcript has 20 exons. Bases 193 to 2835 code for a protein of 880 amino acids. Gene Ontology annotation, cellular component: membrane; cytosol; intracellular membrane-bounded organelle. The record is from RefSeq and is a predicted model, not a curated record. Gene Ontology annotation, molecular function: cholesterol binding. Lineage: Eukaryota; Metazoa; Chordata; Actinopteri; Siluriformes; Bagridae.